Molecule: messenger RNA, 1588 nt
Organism: Tripterygium wilfordii
Lineage: Eukaryota; Viridiplantae; Streptophyta; Magnoliopsida; Celastrales; Celastraceae
Product: heme-binding-like protein At3g10130, chloroplastic
Exons: 1
Coding region: 882-1484 (200 amino acids)
Source: RefSeq, a predicted model, not a curated record
UUACCCCAAGCACCUACACUACAUGACUUGAGCAACAUAAGCACUUGUUUGAAUUGAACAAGAAGAGCAAUAGAAAAUAUGGAGUAAAACAGUUAUUAAAUAGCUAAUGAGAUCUCAGAAUGUUACAAUUAUCUUCAAUUCCUCGUAGGAAUUUACAGAAAGACAACGCCGUAUAUAUAUAUAUCAGUCGCAUCAUAGAUCCCAUAAACAAAAAACAGAGAGAGAAUUUUAACGAUGACAGAAAAAAUGCAAAAUAAAAAUAUGGAAACUGAAGAUAUAGAAGCAUCUCAGAAAUUACAGUCCCCAUGAUUAUCUUCACUGUAAAUCAAAGCGCAAGGAUAACGAUUGUGAGAAUUCAUCAUUGAUGCUCAUCCUCAAAAUCUAAAAACCAAAAUUCAGAAAAGCCAUAAAUUGAAAUGUACGAGAAACACAAGACAGAUGCCCUUGAGAGAUUAGAAGCAAAGAGAAGCUGCAAUAACGGCAUACGCCUCUCCUCGCUCGUCAGGGGUUAGGGCAUUAUAUGAUUUGCGCUAACCCUAGAGGCUCCGUGAAGGAUGAUCUAAUUCCGGAUUCGUCGAAGACGUUGGGCCGAAAUCAACAACGUGAGCCCAUUUAGUAAACCCAGCCCCAAUAUCCUCGCGCCCUCGAUUUGUCUUCAAAGCCAGGCCCAGUAAGGCAACCCAAUGGCCCAACGAUAUGUCUCUCGUGGACAAACGAAGUCCACAAAUGCAGACCGAAUUCCCCACCACUCGAUCUCUCAUUUGUAGACCCCCUCUCCAAGUUUCACCGACCCUGUCUGCUUAUAAGGCUCACUCAUGUCCACCAUUUGAUGUAAAUAACCAAACUCCCACUUCGCAAAUCAUCAGCAAACCGUCUUCGAUAUGGGUUUGAUUUUGGGGAAGAUCACAGUGGAAACCCCGAAAUAUGAUGUGAUUCAAUCAACAUCAGACUACGAAAUCCGCAAGUAUGAGCCGUCUGUGAUAGCUGAAGUCACAUAUGAUCCUUCACAAUUUGACGGAAAGAAAGACGGUGGCUUCAUGAUUUUGGCAAACUACAUAGGUGCUCUUGGGAAUCCUCAGAACGCCAAGCCUGAAAAGAUAGCCAUGACUGCGCCAGUAAUAACGAAGGAGUACGCCAAUGGUGAGAAAAUUGACAUGACAGCUCCUGUCGUGACCAAGGCAGAUGAGAAUAAGACGGUGACAAUGCAGUUUGUGUUGCCGGCGAAGUAUAAGAAGGCAGAGGAGGCGCCAAAGCCGGUGGAUGAGAGGGUGGUGAUAAGGGAGGAGGGGGAGAGGAAGUAUGCGGUAGUGAAGUUUGGAGGAGUGGCUAGUGAUAAGGUUGUGGAGGAGAAGGCGGAGAAGCUGAAAAGGUGCUUGGAGAGAGAUGGGUAUAAGGUAAUUGGGGAGUUUCAGUUGGGUAGGUAUAAUCCUCCAUGGACUUUGCCUCCUCUUAGGACCAAUGAAGUCAUGAUUCCAGUCGAGUAACGUGUAAAAACCUCAUCAUGUGGUUUUGGUUUAUUGUGCUUUCUCUAGUACCUGUACUACAAUACAGUUUUUCUUGUUUCUAAUCAAGUUUCCAGUUCCUUUUA